GGGCGUUGCCAUGGCAGCGGCAGAGUGACGUGCGAGGCGGAAGCGGCGCGGGCCGCUAUGGGGGGCUCGGCCAGCCUGCUGCCGCGCGAGGCGCUGCGGGAGUAUCAGGAGCUGACGUUCCUGAGCAAGCAGGAGAUCCUGCUUGCCUACAAGAGGUUCAGUGCACUGCUGCCAAAGGAGGAGAGGGUGAACGUCUGCUCCGCACGCAUUCCCAAGAGCCAGAUCCUGACGCUGCCUGAGCUGCGGGCAAACCCCUUCCAGCACCGCAUCUGCCAUGUGUUCUCCACCUCAGAGGAUGGGGAUGACAGCAUGUCCUUUGAAGACUUCCUUGAUAUGCUGAGCGUCUUCAGUGACUCUGCUACCUCGGACAUCAAAUCCCACUAUGCCUUCCGCAUCUUUGACUUUGAUGACGAUGGGACUCUGGACAGAAAAGACCUGGAGAAACUGGUGAACUGUCUGACUGGGCAAGGCGAGGAGUCCCGGCUGAGCAACAUGGAGAUGGAGCAGCUCAUCCAAAAUAUCCUGGAGGAGUCCGACAUCGACAAGGAUGGCACCAUCAACCUCUCCGAGUUCCAGCACGUCAUCUCCCGCUCCCCAGACUUUGCCAGCUCCUUCAAGAUUAUCCUAUGAGAGCCCUGCGGCUCUGCGGCACAACCAUUCCUCUGGCUGCCACAGCUCUUCGUGCUUCCAGAACAUUUCCUCUUCUCACAAGCAGAGCGGCGGCGGCCGCGCUCCUCACCGUCCGCAGUGCCUUGGGCAGGGCACACUCCUGCUGCCCUGAAAGCAGGGCCCCAGGAAGCUGCUGUGCCUGCAGCCACUCUGCUCUGCCAGGAGCAGAUUUUAUCUCCCUAUGCAAACCAGGGGCAGCUCUGUGGACAGGGGGGAGGCACAUGGAGCUACUCCUGGCCCCUCUCUGCCCGCAGUACCAAUUCGUGCCUACCAUGAGCAGGCAGGGAGCUGCUGCCCAGCCAAGGCCCUGCCUGGCUCCCACAGCUUUCUGAGGACCUCCCUGCUGCAACGUGGAUUCUUUGAGCAAUAACCCAAAUGUGGAUCCAUUUCUCUGAACCAUAACCCAAACGUGGAUCCAUUUUUCUGAGCAAUAACCCAAACAUGGAUCCUUUCUCUGAGCAAUAACCCAAACAUGGAUCCUUUCUCUGAGCAAUAACCCAAAUGUGGAUCCUUUCUCUGAGCAAUAACCCAAAUGUGGAUCCUUCCUCUGUGCAAUAACCCCAUGGCACUGCAGCUGUGCCAUCCCAGCAGGAGCGCUGUCCCCCCAGGACACAGGACACCAUCCUGCCCUGGCCGGUGCGGCGCAGCGUCACUCAGGCUCUGCUCUCCUUCUCCUCUCUGUCCCCUCACUGGCUUGGGCUCAGCAGCAGCUCUGUCCCAGCCCCUUCCUCCCCCUGCUCCUGCAAGGACACAAAUAAAGGGCUCUGGUUUCACCCUCA
This is a messenger RNA of Columba livia (rock pigeon), 1448 nucleotides long. RefSeq names its product calcium and integrin binding 1 (gene CIB1). Lineage: Eukaryota; Metazoa; Chordata; Aves; Columbiformes; Columbidae. The record is from RefSeq and is a predicted model, not a curated record. The coding region runs from base 58 to 630 and encodes 190 amino acids. The transcript has 7 exons. Gene Ontology annotation, molecular function: magnesium ion binding; calcium ion binding.